UACGCACUUUGAUGAGCAUGAACUUGACUGCUGGGAGUCAUUCCAUUCCUUUGAGUGAUGGAAACAGCAUACCGUUAAUGGGAUUGGGAACCUACGGGGAUCCCCGCACGACUCCUAAAGGAACUGCAUAUGAAUCAGUCAAAGUGGCUAUUGAAACAGGGUACAGACACAUCGAUGGGGCCUUGGUCUAUUUCAACGAACAUGAGGUGGGACAAGCCAUCAGGGAGAAAAUUGCAGAUGGAACUGUGAAGAGGGAGGACAUCUUCUACUGCGGAAAGUUAUGGAACACAUUUCACCCCCCAGAAUUGGUACGACCUGCUUUGGAGAAAACCUUGAAGACAUUACAGCUGGAUUAUGUCGACCUCUACAUUGUUGAAAUGCCCACAGCCUUUAAGCCAGGAGAUACAUUUUACCCCAAAGAUGAAAAUGGGAAGCACAUUUAUCACGAGACAGAUCUCUGUGCUACGUGGGAGGCUUUGGAGGCUUGCAAAGAUGCUGGACUAGUAAAAUCACUUGGCGUAUCCAACUUCAACAAGCGGCAACUGGAACUGAUCCUCAACAAACCUGGGCUGAAACACAAACCUGUGUCAAACCAGGUUGAAUGUCAUCCGUAUUUCACUCAGCCAAAGCUAUUUGAGUACUGCAAGCAGAAGGAUAUUGUCAUUGUGGGAUACAGCCCCUUGGGGACAUCUAGAGAUGCAUCCUGGGUAAACCUGACAUGCCCCCCAUUGCUGGAAGAUGAGCUGCUGGUCUCGGUUGCUAAAAAGUACAACAAGGCCACAGCCCAGGUGGCCUUGAGGUUCAACGUGCAGAGAGGAGUGGUGGUCAUCCCGAAGAGCUUCAGCCCUGUUCGCAUAAAGGAGAACUUUCAGAUAUUCGACUUCUCGCUUUCUGAGGCUGAGAUGAAGGCAAUUGAGGGACUGAACAAGAAUAUUCGUUUUGUGGAACUGCUCAUGUGGUCUGAUCAUCCCGAGUAUCCAUUUCACGAUGACUACUAGACGCCACAGAUGCCAAGACUUCAUUUAAAUUUGAAUUUUAAAUAAGCUGGCUUGUUCGCUUUGCUUUAACAUUUUGUGCUUUUACUUGAAAAUUAUUUUGAUAGCCCUUUUAUUGAAGAUUUCAUAAAAAUGGCAGAUAUAUACUUAUCAUUGAUUGAUUAAUUGAUGU
Molecule: messenger RNA, 1167 nt
Organism: Chelmon rostratus (copperband butterflyfish)
Lineage: Eukaryota; Metazoa; Chordata; Actinopteri; Chaetodontiformes; Chaetodontidae
Product: aldo-keto reductase family 1 member D1-like
Exons: 9
Coding region: 12-998 (328 amino acids)
Biological process (GO): bile acid biosynthetic process
Cellular component (GO): cytosol
Molecular function (GO): aldose reductase (NADPH) activity; Delta4-3-oxosteroid 5beta-reductase activity
Source: RefSeq, a predicted model, not a curated record